Melitaea cinxia (Glanville fritillary) is the source of this 1008-nucleotide messenger RNA. RefSeq names its product selenoprotein M-like. The record is from RefSeq and is a predicted model, not a curated record. The transcript has 2 exons. Gene Ontology annotation, cellular component: endoplasmic reticulum lumen. Bases 184 to 522 code for a protein of 112 amino acids. Gene Ontology annotation, molecular function: oxidoreductase activity. NCBI's taxonomy places the organism in Eukaryota, Metazoa, Arthropoda, Insecta, Lepidoptera, Nymphalidae.
CAUUUGAUUGUCAAUGUCAUUGAAAUUAGAUAUGAUCUAGAUUGUCACUCAAUCACGCUAAAAAAUUGUAUUUUUUUUAAAUUAUAAUCAGUGUCUCGAUUCCUUGUUAUUAUCACACUUAAGUGAUUGGCAUCUGAACCACUAAGUUAUAUUUAUUUUAAGCUUCCCUUAAAAUUGGUAAAAAUGUCCAACAUUAUGAAAGUGUUGUUUAUCACGACUUGUGUUUUAGCAUCAAGUUUCGCAUAUGAUAAGGAAAAAAUUGUGUCAGCAAGAAUAGAGACAUGUAGGGGUUGUUCUUUGAACCGGCUUCCUGAGGUGAAAAAAUUCGUCAUGGAAGACGCCCCCUUUUACGACCGCGUAGAAGUUAAAUUCAUCACUGGCGCUCCUCCUGAAGUUAUUCUCCUAGAUGCUGCCGAUCAAGAAUUGGAAAGAAUCGCUCUGUCAAACCUUAACCGGGAAGAAUGUAACAAAGUGUUAGGAGACAAUGGGUUUGCAAAGAAGGGAAAUAAAGAAGAAUUUUAAUGAAUUAUUGUAAAUAAGACAGUACCUUGUCAACAUUUAUAAAGAAAACUUAUAUUAUUAAAGUUAAGAAGAACAAUAUACUUAAUAUUCUGGUAAAAAUGAAUAUUAAUUAUUUGAACCAAGUAUGACAUUGUGUUUUGGUGUGUAGCAUAAUUCCUUAAGUAGUAUAUUUACUUAACUUUAAAUAAAAUUUAUUUCGUUCCUCAUUGAAUUUAAACUACUAUUGCAGCCAAUAAUUUUAUAACUAUUAAUAUAAUUAAAUAACAGACGUGGGAAUGUCGAUUACUUUUUUAUAUUAUAUUCCACUUUACUCCAAUAAUCGUGGAAAUCUCGAAAUUUACAUUCCAUAUUAAAUAAGAAUAAAUGAUAAAUAUUUGGUAUUCAUUGAUUAUAUAACUGGGAAAACAUAUUAUGUUUUUCUAUUAACAUAUGAUUUUGCUGUUAUUUAAAUAUUUUGUCUUCUACAAUAAAUUUUAAAAGUUUGUA